AUGGGACGUCUUUGUCAAAUUAAUACUGGUGAAGGAAAAACAACAAUUGUUGCUAUGUUAGCUGCAAUUAAAGCUCUUGAAGGACAUAAUUAUUAUCAAAGUUUAAUUAAAAAUAAAGCAAUGGAACUUUUGAAUCCACAAAGUGAUUCAAAACAUGCUCUAUUAACCACAACAGAAGGUAUUGCUAAGGGAAUAGCAACAAAUAAAAUACCAGGAUUAUCUUCAGUAUUACAAAUUAAUGAAGCACGAUUAGCUUUAAAUGAAUUAGACAAAUUUGUACCGAAAUUUAUUAAUAGUUUAAAAAAAGAAAUUGAAAAGAUAUAUAAAGAGCAAAAGGUUGACGAAAUAAUUGAAGAUCUCAACAAAAAACUACAAGAACAAACACACGUACAACAAAACGGAACUAUUAACAAACAAAAUACGAUAAAAGAAGAAACAAAUGGUAGUUAUACGUCUGAUUUUGUUGUAGAAAAAUCCAAAACAGAUAUUGAUAUUUAUAGAGAACAAAACGAAGAAAAAGUAAUAUUCGAACGAGAAAAUAAAACUCCAGAAGAAUUACGUAAAUAUUCAAACUGGUAA
Messenger RNA from Didymodactylos carnosus, 579 nucleotides. The record is from the annotation of a GenBank genome assembly. NCBI's taxonomy places the organism in Eukaryota, Metazoa, Rotifera, Eurotatoria, Philodinida, Philodinidae.